UCAUCACAACAUGCUCUGACCACCACACUGGGUUACAAUGGCCGGUGUCCAGUUACCACAGAUGCUGCUGUAUCUCACUGGUGACACUGGCAAAACAAGAUGUAGAUUUAAAGUCUCUGCAGGUCUUUCUGUCUUUCACUACACUUGUAUUCCUCAUGGGCAGCUACAGCUCAGCCCUGAUUCCUGACACUGAGGAGUUUGCCUCUAUUGCGUCUGCGGCGGAGAAGCUGAACGAGCAGAUAGCUGGUGCAGAUGAGAGGUUACAGUCAGAGCUUCAGACUCUGGGAAGUAUACAUUCUUAAUAAUAUAGUUAGAAUCACAUUAUUCACUUGAAUACUAUUGUAACUCAGCUCAUAAAUACAAAGAGUUUGUGGUCUGGUCUGUUUGUGUCCCAUCUCUCCUUGAGGUAAAUUUAACUUCUCGGAGCUGCCUCUGACACACACACACACACACAAGAACACAUAGCAGAGGAUUCUCACCCUGUAUUUAAUAUUAAUUUGACUUUACACUAGAAUAAAUUGUUUCUGACCUAAAGGCCAUUUUUAAGAAUUUCUUUGGGAAGCACCAAACUCUGGGAUAUUUGUUUUAUAUAUUUAGAGUAGACAAAGCACUUUAGAUGUAUCAGACGUCUCAAACUAGACUCAAUUUACAGGCAACACUCAUGACAAUGAUGGAGGAGAAAAGAAAAGAAAACCAGAGUGAAGAACCGGGUGCUUCAACGCUAAGAGAAAACAAUCAGGAAGCAAGUCACAAUGACUCUGCCCUGCCGGCAGCGGCACCAAAACCUGAGCCCACCCCGUCCUUCUCCUCUCUGUUACCACAGGCUCUCUCUGCUGUGCUGCCCCAGGGCCUCACAUCCGACCCCCGGCCGAGCAGAAGUCCACACACGUCACUGAACCUGGGGGAGCUGCAGACGGAGCUGAGGGACCUGAGGGACCAGUUUGAGCAGAUGAAGAGUCAGCACAACAAAGAAAUCAAACUGCUGAUGAACGAGCUGGAUGAGGAGAAAAAGAUCCGCUUGACUUUACAGAUGGAGAUUCAGCGUAUGAAGAAGCACAUGUCUAAAUGACUGAAAUCAACAUCAGAGACAUGAGAUCCUGAUUCGAUGCAAAGAACCAUGUUUAAAAAUCCUGUUGUGCACAUAUCUGAUAAAUAAUAUUUUUCUAUGUUUGAUUUAAAAAAAAAAAAAUCAUCAUUGCUCUUUUUUGAGGAAUAAAACGUAUAAAUAUUAUAUACACAUAUUUCAUAUAACAUUUUAUUUACUUUUUGUGAGACUGCUGAAUGGCCAAAAGGACUGAAUAUUUUUGUUUUUGUUUAUUAAAAAUUCUCAUUUACACAAAUAAAUAUGUCGUUGGAAGCAACGUGAAAUGU
This is a messenger RNA of Limanda limanda (common dab), 1371 nucleotides long. Its product is annotated as SH3 domain-containing kinase-binding protein 1. The record is from RefSeq and is a predicted model, not a curated record. NCBI's taxonomy places the organism in Eukaryota, Metazoa, Chordata, Actinopteri, Pleuronectiformes, Pleuronectidae. The transcript has 6 exons. The coding region runs from base 617 to 1069 and encodes 150 amino acids.